Solanum lycopersicum (tomato) is the source of this 315-nucleotide messenger RNA. RefSeq lists its product as uncharacterized. Lineage: Eukaryota; Viridiplantae; Streptophyta; Magnoliopsida; Solanales; Solanaceae. The record is from RefSeq and is a predicted model, not a curated record.
AUGAAUUUGAAUUGCUUGACAUGUCAAGUUUUGAGGAGGAUGGAUUCAAACAAUGUUGACAACAAUAGUCAAGACAUGUCUAAUUUUAGCUCAUGUUUGGGAAGAGUUGAUAGGAGUUGGUCAGGGAACAUGGCACCUAACUCUGACUAUGAGAAUGUGAUGACUCGAACGUCGAACAAAGGUGCUCACCGCCUUCAUAACAGCUAUGGUGGUCCGAUGGAGUUUCCCAGUGUCACGCCGAGGCUGCAACGAUGCUCCGGGAUGAGAAGAGAUUGGAGUUUUGAGGAACUAUGCAGGCAGAUGAAUGAGGGUUGA